Rhizophagus irregularis DAOM 181602=DAOM 197198 is the source of this 2519-nucleotide messenger RNA. RefSeq lists its product as uncharacterized. Gene Ontology annotation, molecular function: glycosyltransferase activity. Lineage: Eukaryota; Fungi; Glomeromycota; Glomeromycetes; Glomerales; Glomeraceae. The record is from RefSeq and is a predicted model, not a curated record.
CUUUUUUAAAAUAAAUAAUUUUUUAUAGUUUUUUUCUCAAUAUUUCUGUAUUUGGUCUUAUUUUAUUUAUUUUAUUAAAAAAGAAUAUACUAUUAAAAUAAAUUAAUAUAAAAUUUAAAAAAAAUAAUAAUAAUAAUAAUAUGAAACCUUUGAAAGCUAGAACACGAUCAGUUUCACCAAGUAUUCGUGUACCAUCUGAACAUAAUCCUUUAAAAUCUUCAUUUGCGAAUAGGUCCUCUUUUUUUAAGCGUACCGUUAAUAAAAUAUCAUCUUUAUUUGAAAAAAGAAGAUAUAAACCUAUUAUAUUUUUUAUUUUAUUAAUUUUUUGUCUUGCUUUAUUUCAUACUAUUUUAAGUCCAAUAUUCCCUGGAGGGGAAUAUCACCAACUUUUAAUAGAAAAACAGAAAUAUGAUUCGAUACCAUAUAUUGGAUUAGAUCAAAAUAUACCAGCUGAAUUGAUAGAAGGUACAACAAUUUAUCACGUUAGUAAAGAAUUUGGACCAGCAACAUUGAGUAAUGUGGGUCAAGUAGUAACAAGUUUGGCAUCAUCACAAGCGAAUAAUGGUUCACUUGAUGUGAAUGUGAUAAUACCUUAUUAUUCUUUUAUAAAGAGAUUAUAUAGGUUACAAAAAUUUGCUCAACUAGAAGUACAAAUUCGUGAUAGUCAUCAAAAAUGGAAACCUGUAAAAUUUUUUGUUCACAGAUUUUUGUGGAAUAUUACGAGUAAUCCAGAUGAUCCAAAUGGUAAGAUCACGAACCUUUCGGAACCUCGUUCGGUUCAAGUUUACUUAAUUGGAUCACCAAAAGGCGUAUUUCCUCUUGAUUUAUCUUUUAUAGCUGAUGAUGCUACGGGAAUUUAUUCUUCACGAUAUCCAUUAUCACAAGAUUGGCAAGAUAUAUUUUUUUGUAAGGCAGCUGCUGAACUGAUUACAUAUCUUAAUACGGAUAUCGAUACACCACUUUUUGAUUUAAAGGAAGCUAGAGGUGUAGAUGUUGUGCACCUUCAUGGAUCACCAAAUGCUCUUGUAAUUGAAUUUAUGAAAUCAUUAUAUGUAGGAGGAAAAUUUAAAAUGGCACCACCAUCAAUUGUUUAUACUAUACAUGAUCAUCUUAAAGAACAUUUAUAUUCAAAUUCGAUCGUUAAUGUACAGAAAUUUAUAGAAUUAAAAAAUUAUCCUAAAGUAAGAUCACAAUAUUUUAAUGGGCGUCAAUUGUAUACAUCAGCAAUUGGAAUCGAUCAAGCACAAAUGGUAACUUUUACUUCCAAAAUUAUCGCUCAAGAAAUGGUUGAAGACUCGAUGGAUUUCUAUGCAAAAGAACUUAUAAUACCAAGUAUUCUUAAAAGAGCUAUUAAAGGAGAGUGGAUUGGUAUCUCAAAUGGACUUGAUUUUAAUUUAUAUAAUCCAUUUAAUGAUAUACUGUUAGUAGAAACCAAUUCGAAUUUUCCAAAAAACAUUCACAAUUUUGAUCCAGCUCUUUUAUAUGCCGAAUCAAUAGAAAAUUCUACACAAUCACUUAUUACCACAUCAAAAUUUAACGCAAAACUUCAUUUAGUCAGAGAAGGAUUACUAUUAAAGGAAGAUUUAAAUCGUACAAUAGUUUUAUUUAUUGGAAAUUUUCAGUACACUAAAGGAUUAGAAUUUUUCCAAGCGGCGAUAGAUCUUUUAGUAUCAAAAAAUAUUAAAUUUAUAAUUAUGGAAGAUAGUGGUUUUCCUAUAAGUUCAUUAAAACAUCUUGUAAACUAUUAUCCCAAUAAUCUUGUAAUUAUAGACGAUGUAGAUUUUAAAUUGAGUUGGGGAAAUUUAUAUAGAACAGCAGCAGAUAUAUUAUUUGUACCAAGUAAAACGGAAAGUUUUGGGUUAAUGGCAGCAGCUGAAGGAUUAUUAUUUGGAAGUCCAAUAGUUAGUAUUGGAUCCGAAAAAUUAAAAGAAUAUUUAGUUAAUAAGACAAAUAUGAAUAAUUAUAAUUCUUAUUUAUAUAAUUUAAAAGAUGAAAAUAAUUCCGAACUUUCAAUUAACGAAAUGAAAAUAGCAUUAAAUAAUUCUGUAGAUGAUAUGAUAAGAUUAAAUAAUAAUCCUAUAGAAAAAGAAAUUUUUAUUAGAAAAAUAAUUAAAGAUGCAUUAAAAUUAGGAUGGAAUAGACCUGGUGGACCUAUUGAAGAAUAUAUUAAAGUUUAUCGAACGGCUUUACUAAAAUUAAGAAAAAAACUUAAUUAAAAAAAGAAUUUUAUUAUUUACAAAAACUUCUAUUAUGUAUAACUUAAUAAUAAUUUAUAUAUAGAUUUAAUAUUAUAUUUGUAAUUUUAUUAAUUUUAUUUAAUAUAUUUAUAUAAUAAAAUACGGAGGGUAAUCCGAUGUAAUCGUGCCUCAGAUCAGGUUCAUGUGGCGGGUCAUAUAAUUAUUACAUGAAAUUAAAGUUUCAAAUUAUUACUAUUAUUACCGAAUUACGGCGCGGUGGUCGUACAAUUGAUACAAUGAUGCAUCGGCAUGUCAGUAAAAAUUUUAAUUUUAAAAAAAAAA